Symbiodinium sp. CCMP2456 is the source of this 1167-nucleotide messenger RNA. Lineage: Eukaryota; Dinophyceae; Suessiales; Symbiodiniaceae. The record is from the annotation of a GenBank genome assembly.
AUGGGAAGAUCGGCGGUGGCGCUGCUUUUUACCUGCACCACCUGGAUUGCAGAUGUGGGCGAUGCCUCGGCCUCAACGGAGGAAGCCGAGUUCGGGGACUUUACCGCCACACUCUGGUCCCGCGGUCUCGCCCGUAGCUGCUGCGACCUCUUCCCAUCGACCUUCCGAAGCAACGACAGAGGUCUCGAAGUUGCGGUCUUCAACUGGUCGUCACUGGAUCUUGCGCACCAUGCAUCGCUGAUCGUGUACGUGCCGUCCAUGGAUUUGAUCCAAUUCCUCCCACGCUUCGCGGCAGCCUCGCCAGAAGCGCGCAUCACCUUGGUCACGGGACAGGAGGAUGUGGGAGUACCCUGCGAGCUCUUCGGAGUUCCCAGGCGCCGUCCAGAGUUCUUUGCGGUGCACCCCGACGCGCCCUCGCAGCAGGCCCGGAGCUGGGCGUUGUCCUCGAGGAACUUGUCGAGGUUCCUCGGAGACCCGCGGCUCCUCCGUUGGUUUGCGCAGAACUACGAUGCCUCCGACUGCCUGGCAGGAGAGACGCUGCUGAAGCUGGCGCCCCUGCCCUUGGGUCUGGAUUUCCACACUGCCUCGGAAAAGGCUCUGCAGAUGAGCGUGCGCCAGCAGCAGCGGCAGCUUGAUCUGGCACGAGAGGAAGCAUUGCCUUUUGCUGAGAGGUCAUCGCAUGUGCUGCUGCCAGUGGACUGCGUGGCAGCAGAGUUCUGGUGGCAGCCGCCUCUCCAGAGCGGGCCCGGGAGCUGCGUCGACCGGCGCUGCGCCUGCGAGGCGCUGAAGGGCAACUGGACCCGGGUGCCUUGGCCCAGCUACCUCCACGCACUGGGCCGGCAUGCCUUCGUCGCGGCUCCGCUGGGCCACGGCUUGGACUCGCACCGGGUGUGGGAGGUGCUGGUGAUGGGAAGUGUGCCAGUGGUCAUCGCAUCAAGCUUGGAUGGAUUGUAUGCAGAGUUUCCGGUCGUGAUCGUGCACUCCUGGUGGGAUGUGCCUUUGAAUGCACUUUCCUGGAAGAAGCAGAUCUUGCAGAAAUGGGGCUCUCAGCCGUUUUCUCCGAGGGUGCUACAGCGGCUCACUAGCGGCUAUUGGGCCGGCUUGAUCCGCGGCUGGCACGAGGCCAUGCAGGCUACUGGGCCAUUGAUUUCAAAGGUGGAGCAAUGA